UGAGCAGCCCCCCCUCCCAGCCCCCUCAGCCCGUCGUCCCACCCAAGCCUGUGCAAUGCGUCCAUCACGUGUCCACUCAACCCAGCUGCCCGGGACGGGGCAAGAUGUCGAAGCUGCUGAACCCAGAGGAGAUGACCUCGAGAGACUACUAUUUCGACUCCUACGCCCACUUUGGAAUCCACGAGGAAAUGCUGAAGGACGAGGUGCGGACACUCACUUACCGGAACUCCAUGUACCACAACAAGCACGUGUUCAAGGACAAAGUGGUGCUGGACGUGGGGAGCGGCACCGGGAUCCUCUCCAUGUUCGCUGCCAAGGCAGGGGCCAAGAAGGUGUUUGGGAUCGAAUGCUCCAGCAUUUCUGACUACUCAGAGAAGAUCAUUAAGGCCAACCACUUGGACAACAUCAUCACCAUAUUUAAGGGUAAAGUGGAAGAGGUCGAGCUGCCCGUGGACAAGGUAGACAUCAUUAUCAGCGAGUGGAUGGGCUACUGUCUGUUCUAUGAGUCAAUGCUCAACACGGUGAUCUUUGCCAGGGACAAGUGGCUGAAACCUGGAGGGCUUAUGUUUCCAGACCGGGCAGCUUUGUACGUGGUAGCCAUUGAAGACAGACAGUACAAGGACUUCAAAAUCCACUGGUGGGAGAACGUCUAUGGCUUUGACAUGACCUGCAUCCGGGACGUGGCCAUGAAGGAGCCCCUGGUGGACAUCGUGGACCCAAAGCAAGUGGUGACCAAUGCCUGUUUAAUAAAGGAGGUGGACAUCUACACGGUGAAGACGGAAGAGCUGUCGUUCACAUCUGCGUUCUGCUUGCAGAUACAGCGCAACGACUACGUCCACGCCCUGGUCACCUAUUUCAAUAUUGAAUUUACCAAGUGCCACAAGAAAAUGGGGUUUUCCACAGCCCCUGAUGCUCCCUACACCCACUGGAAGCAGACUGUCUUCUACUUGGAAGAUUACCUCACUGUCCGGAGAGGGGAGGAAAUCUACGGGACCAUAUCCAUGAAGCCAAAUGCCAAAAAUGUGCGAGACCUCGAUUUCACAGUAGACUUGGAUUUUAAGGGACAGCUGUGCGAAACAUCUGUAUCUAAUGACUACAAGAUGCGUUAGCGCACGUGCGGCGCCGCAGAGAGCGAGCGAGAACAGGAAGUCUCACCUCCAUCUAUCUGCCGCACCGUCCCAAAGAACACUGUUUGCAGGACUACACACUUGGACACCAGAGCUGCAACUCUGCCUUGAAGAUUGGUGAACUCUCCAGGGCCCCCGUGGGCCCCGCCACCGGGCAGGGGCCCCCUGCCCCUCCGCCCCGCCCCGGGGGAGCCCUUCCGGAAGGCUUUGUCGUUGCCCACAGACAGCAACAACCCCGCGCGCUGUGGCGAGGCCGGAGGAUGGUAGCGUGCCCACGUGUCCCUGUCGCCCUCCUCCUUAACUGUGGCUCUCCGGGUCUUCCGAGUUUUGCAUGCUGCGGGUGUCUAGGACAGAUUGCUUCUACUAGAACCUGGAGACGUAGUGUCUUUGAUAGCAUAAGCCAGAUUAUCCGUCUGUGCGGUGGCGUGUGCGUGCGUGUGUGUGUGUGCACGUGCGUGCGAACAGCAUCUAUAUUCGACUAGCUACCCACAGACACUUGUAUAUGCAACCACGUGGGAACACAUAGGUGUCCGCUCGGAGGGGUGUGUGCGUCUGUGUGUGCGCGCGCGUGUGCGUAGACUAUAUAUUACUCUCGGAGGAGAUUCUGUUGCUUUCAAAUAGGAAUUUGUUUUGUGAUUAGUUCGCCCUGUCCCACCCCUUAACAGAUAUUAAGCAGCUAUGAAACAUUCUCUCUACUAGUUCUGGUCUCCUUUUGACUAGACCGUGGCUCUGACCCGGAGCAUAGUUCCACGGACUCCGUGGGCGCUCAAUAAACACACAAGAGAACAAAGCAAG
This is a messenger RNA of Carlito syrichta (Philippine tarsier), 1922 nucleotides long. It is a transcript of the gene PRMT8, whose product is annotated as protein arginine methyltransferase 8. The coding region runs from base 105 to 1109 and encodes 334 amino acids. The record is from RefSeq and is a predicted model, not a curated record. The transcript has 9 exons. Lineage: Eukaryota; Metazoa; Chordata; Mammalia; Primates; Tarsiidae. Gene Ontology annotation, biological process: peptidyl-arginine methylation. Gene Ontology annotation, molecular function: protein-arginine N-methyltransferase activity. Gene Ontology annotation, cellular component: plasma membrane.